Messenger RNA from Solanum pennellii, 1643 nucleotides. RefSeq names its product aldehyde dehydrogenase family 3 member F1-like. Bases 1 to 1503 code for a protein of 500 amino acids. Lineage: Eukaryota; Viridiplantae; Streptophyta; Magnoliopsida; Solanales; Solanaceae. The transcript has 10 exons. Gene Ontology annotation, cellular component: cytoplasm. Gene Ontology annotation, biological process: aldehyde metabolic process. The record is from RefSeq and is a predicted model, not a curated record. Gene Ontology annotation, molecular function: aldehyde dehydrogenase (NAD+) activity.
AUGAGUACUACCACAAUGACAAAGUUGUGUAAUUCUCACCCCACCACCCCCCAAAUAAUGUUGGAGUGUGAGAAAGAAUUAGAAGUCUUAAAAGAGACUUUUAAGUCUGGGAAAACAAAAGAAGAAUCAUGGAGAAGGUCACAAUUAAAAAAUUUGUUAAAACUUCUUGAAGAGAAAGAAGAUGAUAUAUUCAAAGCUCUCAAACAAGACUUGGGAAAACACAAAGUUGAGGCUUAUAGAGAUGAGGUUGGAACAUUAGUAAAAUCUGUCCAUUAUGCACUGGAUGGUUUAAAACAAUGGAUGUCUCCCAAAAAGGCCAAAUUGCCAAUUGCUGCAUUUCCUUCUUCAGCAGAGCUGCUUCCUGAGCCUCUUGGUCUAGUCCUCAUCAUUUCCUCUUGGAAUUUUCCUUUUAGUUUAUCAUUGGAACCACUAAUUGGAGCAAUAGCAGCUGGAAAUGUGGUAUUGUUGAAACCUUCAGAUCAGGCUCCAGCAUCUUCAUCAGUGUUAGCCAAAAUAAUUCCCAAUUAUUUGGAUAACAAAGCUAUUAAAGUCAUUGAAGGUGAUUAUACAGUUGGUGACAAAUUGUUGCAACAAAAAUGGGACAAGAUUUUCUUUACAGGGAGUCCAAAAGUGGCUCAAAUUGUUAUGGGUGCUGCAGCCAAGCAUUUGACUCCAGUGACCCUUGAAUUGGGGGGAAAAUGCCCUGCUAUCAUUGAUUCACUCUCAAGUUCUUGGGAUAAAAAGAUUGCAAUGAAAAGAAUUCUUUCUGGAAAAUUUGGGAGUUGUGCUGGCCAAGCAUGUAUUGGGAUUGAUUAUAUUCUCGUCGACAAGAUGUUUGUCAACGAACUGGUAAAGUUGAUUAAACUUGGGAUUCCGAAAAUGCUUGGAGAAAAUCCAAAAGAAUCACAUUCAAUUACAAGGAUAGUUAACAAAAAUCAUUUUUUGAGAUUAAAGAAUCUCUUAGAUGAGCCAAUGGUAAAAAAUUCAGUUAUAUACGGAGGAUCAUUCGAUGAAGAUAAUUUGUACAUUGAGCCCACAGUAUUACUGGAUCCUCCCAUGCAAUCUACAAUCAUGACUGAUGAAAUUUUUGGCCCAUUGCUCCCUAUCAUAACAUUGGAUAAAAUUGAGGACAGUAUUGAAUUUAUCAAUGCAAGGCCUAAGCCACUUACUAUAUAUGCCUUUACCAAAAAUGAAGAGUUCAAAAGAAAGAUUACAAAAGGAACCUCUUCAGGAAGUUUGGUGUUUAAUGAUACAAUCGUUCAAUAUGCAGCUGAUACACUUCCAUUUGGAGGAGUAGGACAAAGUGGCUUUGGAAGAUACCAUGGAAAAUUUUCAUUUGAUACAUUUAGCCAUGAAAAAGCAAUAGCAAGAAGGAGCUUUCUUACAGACAUUUGGUUUAGAUAUCCUCCUUGGAGUGAUCAUACACUACAACUCUUUAGAUCUGCUUUUAUAUAUGAUUAUCUUAGUAUAGUUCUAAUUACACUAGGACUAAAAAGGGCUUGAUGUUUACAAAUUAUACUUGCAAUUAUUUGUAUUUGUAAUUUAAUUAUUUGUUUGGUAUGUAAUUUACAAUUGAAGUGUGGAUGUUCAUUUCCAUUCAAAACUUAUUGAGGAAUAAAUGUUUUUAUUGUGAUUUUCCAUUA